Molecule: messenger RNA, 1843 nt
Organism: Andrographis paniculata
Lineage: Eukaryota; Viridiplantae; Streptophyta; Magnoliopsida; Lamiales; Acanthaceae
Product: DUF21 domain-containing protein At4g14240-like
Exons: 13
Coding region: 57-1589 (510 amino acids)
Biological process (GO): magnesium ion homeostasis
Cellular component (GO): intracellular membrane-bounded organelle
Source: RefSeq, a predicted model, not a curated record
GUCACGUUGGGGGAGAAACCAUCGUUGCAUCAUCGUCGGAAGACGACGACAACAUUAUGCAUCUGAUGAACGCGGUGGCGCUCGCGUCCAUGGCCGCCGUCAGGAAUGGUGGCGGUGGCGUGGACGGCUCUGCGGGCGCCGAGAUCGAAUUCGGCACGGUUUUGUGGUUCGCCUACGCUGGCUUUUCCUGCAUAUUGGUUCUGUUUGCGGGGAUAAUGUCGGGCCUCACGCUGGGAUUAAUGUCGCUAAGCCGUGUCGACCUCGAGAUCCUCGAGCGCAGUGGCUCCUCGUCGGAAAAGAAACAAGCUGCAAAAAUACUUCCUGUGGUUCAGAAGCAGCAUCAGCUUCUUGUGACAUUGCUUUUGUGUAAUGCUGCUGCCAUGGAGGCACUUCCAAUAUAUCUGGACAGAAUUUUCAAUCAAUAUGUUGCCAUUAUACUCUCUGUGACUUUCGUUUUAUUUUUUGGGGAGGUUAUUCCUCAAGCCAUAUGCAGUAGAUAUGGACUUGCAGUAGGUGCAAAUUUAGUUUGGCUUGUACAGAUUCUGAUGGUUAUCUGCUACCCCGUUUCAUACCCUAUUGGAAAGAUUCUCGACUUUGUUUUGGGACAUGAUGAAGCACUGUUUCGACGAGCGCAGCUGAAAGCCCUUGUCUCUAUCCACAGCCAGGAGGCUGGCAAAGGCGGGGAACUCACUCGUGAUGAGACAACAAUUAUCAGUGGGGCAUUAGAUUUGACUGAGAAGACAGCUGAAGAGGCCAUGACACCAAUUGAGUCCACAUUCUCUUUGGAUGUCAAUUCAAAGUUGAACUGGGAAGCAAUGGGAAAAAUAUUGGCACGUGGACAUAGCCGAGUUCCUGUCUACUCAGGGAACCCAAAGAACAUUAUUGGACUUCUAUUGGUAAAGAGUCUUCUGACGGUGAGAGCAGAAACAGAGACUCCAGUGAGUUCAGUUUCCAUUCGAAGGAUUCCACGUGUCCCAGCAGACAUGCCCCUGUAUGACAUACUCAACGAGUUUCAGAAAGGCAGCAGUCAUAUGGCAGCUGUGGUGAAGUCCAAAGGAAAACACAGAAGACCCCUGUCUAUAUCCGAGAAGCCCGUGGAAAGAAAAUCUGAAAAUGGAGAUUCAGACAUAACUGUUCCAUUGCUGUCAAAUAUAGAAGAAACACUGGAUACUGUUGUUGUUGAUGUCGAAAGGACCCCAAGACAUGCCACUAAAACACAUAAUGAUGCAGUUGUUGAUGGAUUCGCCCCUUCAGCAGAAGAAUCCGUAGAUGGUGAAGUUAUUGGUAUUAUCACCUUGGAAGAUGUAUUUGAAGAACUUUUGCAGGAGGAAAUCGUCGAUGAAACAGAUGAAUUUGUUGAUGUCCACAAUAGGAUACGUGUGGCAGCAGCUGCUGCUGCUGCUUCAUCAAUAGCUCGUGCACCAUCAAGUCGAAGGCUAAAUUAUGUCCAUAAAGGAGUUGGAGGCCCGAAUAAAUCAGGACAAACCCCCAGGAAAUUCAACGAGGAUGAUUCUGCAUUUAAUAGGAUUGUAAAGAAUGAAGACAUCCAGAUUCUGCAGAGAAGUACUAUAACUACGAGUAAGGAAUGAUGAUUGAAUGUUGUGCAGUUUUUCAGACCCACCUCUGAUAUAUGUAAAUUAUUUUUGUUUCUGUUUUUACCCAUUUUUUUUUUGGCUGCAAUAAAGUAGAAUCAGAUUUUUCUGGAGAAGACUUUCUUGAGCCACCUUUGUUAGUUAGAAGCCUAAGUUAUGUUCUACUUAAACUCAUUUGUAUUCAAUAUAUACCAUAACUCAUUUGUUUCAAUAUAUACCAUAACUCAUUUGUGAUUGAUUGCGUCGACAAG